AUGACAAAGAAAAGGUGUAACAACGGUCGUGCUAAGAAAGGCCACGGCCACAUGCAGCCCAUUCGCUGCACGAACUGUGUCCACUGCGUGCCCAAAGCCAAGGCCAUUAAGAAGUUCGCCAUAAGAAACAUAGUGGAGGCCGCGGCCGUCCGAGACAUUUCCGAAGCGAGUGUCUUCGACGCAUACGUGCUUCCCAAGCUGUACGCGAAGCUGCAGGACAGUGCGCGUGGAGCCAUUCACAGCAAGGUGGUUAGGAACCGGUCAUGUGACGCCCGGAAGGCCCAGACACCCCCCACCCCCACCUUGAUUUAG
Messenger RNA from Echinops telfairi (small Madagascar hedgehog), 312 nucleotides. Its product is annotated as 40S ribosomal protein S26-like. Gene Ontology annotation, molecular function: structural constituent of ribosome; mRNA binding. The record is from RefSeq and is a predicted model, not a curated record. The coding region runs from base 1 to 312 and encodes 103 amino acids. NCBI's taxonomy places the organism in Eukaryota, Metazoa, Chordata, Mammalia, Afrosoricida, Tenrecidae. Gene Ontology annotation, cellular component: cytosolic small ribosomal subunit; ribosome. The transcript has a single exon. Gene Ontology annotation, biological process: translation.